AUGGCCACUACUGACCACAGGAGGGAUGACAAACAGACACCUGUUGAUUUAGCGAACAGUAUGACGGAUAUGCUUACGUGUAACACAGAGUCAGGCGAAAAAGAUGAUGACAAGGAAGAAUGCACAGAAGAAGGUGAUGAUAUUGUGAAACAACGACGACGACAGGGAAGAUCUGGCAAGAACGUCUCCUCGUCUUCCUCUUCCUCUCUCUCCUCCUCCUCCUCCUCCUCAAAAGAGAUGGCCACUACUGACCACAGGAGGGAUGACAAACAGACACCUGUUGAUUUAGCGAACAGUAUGACGGAUAUGCUUACGUGUAACACAGAGUCAGGCGAAAAAGAUGAUGACAAGGAAGAAUGCACAGAAGAAGGUGAUGAUAUUGUGAAACAACGACGACGACAGGGAAGAUCUGGCAAGAACGUCUCCUCGUCUUCCUCUUCCUCUCUCUCCUCCUCCUCCUCCUCCUCAAAAGAGAUGGCCACUACUGACCACAGGAGGGAUGACAAACAGACACCUAUUGAUUUAGCGAACAGUACGACGGAUAUGCUUACGUGUAACACAGAGUCAGGCGAAAAAGAUGAUGACAAGGAAGAAUGCACAGAAGAAAGUGAUGAUAUUGUGAAACAACGACGACGACAGGGAAGAUCUGGCAAGAACGUCUCCUCGUCUUCCUCUUCCUCUCUCUCCUCCUCCUCCUCCUCCUCAAAGGAGAUGGCCACUACUGACCACAGGAGGGAUGACAAACAGACACCUGUUGAUUUAGGUGUGUAUAGAAAUAAACAAGACCUAGAUUAUGCUUGA
Magallana angulata is the source of this 801-nucleotide messenger RNA. RefSeq lists its product as uncharacterized. The transcript is spliced from 7 exons. NCBI's taxonomy places the organism in Eukaryota, Metazoa, Mollusca, Bivalvia, Ostreida, Ostreidae. The record is from RefSeq and is a predicted model, not a curated record. The coding region runs from base 1 to 801 and encodes 266 amino acids.